AUGUUUGAUACAUUAGAUGAUGCAAGAAAUGGUGAUUGGAAAGUACCGAUCCCUUCGAAAUUUAAAUUGACAGAAGAAAGCGGUCAAAUGAGAACAAUAGAAAUCAGUAAUGAUGAUUCUUCUAACGAGAAAACUAAUGUAAACGAAAUUUCCGCGACUCAAGAAUGUUCAAGUUAUGUGUUCCACAACGAUGAUGUGCGCAUAAGAUUGAUCGACACUCCUGGUAUUGGUAACAAACGCGAAAUUGAGAAAAAUUUUGAUAACAUCUUAAUGUUUGCAAAUCAAUACCAACACCUGAAUGGGAUCUGCAUUCUCCUCAAACCUAAUAAUACACGAUUGAGAUUUGACAUGCAAGAAUUGUUGUCACAUCUUAAUAAAAGUGUAAAGAACAAUAUUGUUUUCUGUUUUACCCAUACUAAACCAACAUUCUAUCGUCCGGAAGAUACAAUGGGUCCACUCGGAGAACAACUCUCAACUCUUAAGAAUCAAUUUAAGGUUGAAAUAAAUCUUAAUCAAGAUACAGUUUAUUGUUUUGAUAAUGAAUCUAUUCGAUUUUUAGCAGCAGACAAAGCAGGUGUGAAGUUUGAAAAAGGAUAUGAAGAAUUUUCCGAAAGCUGGAGAAAAUCCGUAGAAGAAUCAUCGAGACUUCUCAAAUACUUUGAGAAUUGUAAACCUCACAAAAUAAAUGAUACAUUAUUAAUUAAAGAUGUACGAGAUAUCAUGAUGCGUUUAGCUAAACCUCUUGCAGAAAUAGGAACUCGCAUUCACGCAAAUAUUGGCUUUCUUCAUGAUCAUCUAAAAGAAAUUGAAAAUACAGCUGAAACAGCCAAAAAUCUUAUAGAUAAAUUAUAUAUUAAACAACUUGAUUUUAAACCCGAAAAAUUACAACAUCCGAGAACUGUAUGCACCAGCGCUAGUUGUGUUCAAGUUUCUACCAAGAAUGGAGCUAAUAUAAUAAACUAUAUUACUCAUUGUCAUAAAAGUUGUGGUUUAUCAGGCGUUAAAAGUUAUGAGAAAAAAAAUCCAGCCUUAAAAAAUUGCGGUGCUAUGGAAAAUAAUGGAACUUGCAAAACUUGUAAAUGUAAUUGGGAUACUCAUAUGCACGUUGAUCAUGAAUUAAUACCUGUAUAUACAAAAGUCAUUGACAAAAAUGUAGAAAGUGCAAUUAAUGAAAAGCGUUCUUUCCAAGAACAAAAGAAAAUGGCUAUGGAGGCUUCCCUAAGAAAAGUUGCUGAAUUGAAAGAAGAACAAAAAGUAAUAACUGAUAUAAAUGUCAAGUUUGUACAAUUUCUAAAACAAAGUACAAUAGUCCCUUUCAUCGAUGCGUAUAUAGAUUACUUGGAUCAUUUCAUAAAGGAAGAAGAAAUUAAGAAGAAUGUUAGUCCUAAGAAUUUCAAUGAUGCAGUUCUCAAAGGACUCGAAGAUGCGAAGAAAGAAUACACGGAAAAGAUAAAUCUUAUUAAAAAAUCGAUUGAAAAUAAUGAUAAUUCGAUAGAAACAAUCUCGCCAGACGAUAUGUCUAAAAUUGAACAACAAUUGAAUGAAUUAAAACAUAAUGGUGAGGCACUGAAAGAUAUAAAGGAGAAAAAGGAGAAAGAAAAGUAUAAUCAAAAACAUAUAUUCGAAAAUCAAGAGAAACAUUAUAAUUUUCCGAAAAAAAUCCACCCUGAAAGCCAGGAAAUUGAUCAACAAAUUUUAACUGAAACAGAAAAAGAUAACGUUGAUGAAACUAAGAUUUUCACAGUACAACAAGAACAAGAAAAAGAAAAAGAUGGGGAAGUUGAUGAAACUAAGACUUUCAGAGUAAAACAAGAAUAUUAUGACAAAGCAACAGAAAUUUAUAAAUCACUUAAAACUGAAACUCUUUUGAUUGGUUUGAGCUUUAUUUUUGCUCUUAUUAUUUCUAUGUCCUAUAGUAAUUAA
Diversispora eburnea is the source of this 1923-nucleotide messenger RNA. The record is from the annotation of a GenBank genome assembly. NCBI's taxonomy places the organism in Eukaryota, Fungi, Glomeromycota, Glomeromycetes, Diversisporales, Diversisporaceae.